Drosophila kikkawai is the source of this 1894-nucleotide messenger RNA. It is a transcript of the gene tfc, whose product is annotated as triforce. Lineage: Eukaryota; Metazoa; Arthropoda; Insecta; Diptera; Drosophilidae. Gene Ontology annotation, molecular function: signaling receptor activity; carbohydrate binding. Gene Ontology annotation, cellular component: external side of plasma membrane. Gene Ontology annotation, biological process: biological process involved in interspecies interaction between organisms. The record is from RefSeq and is a predicted model, not a curated record.
AGGAGACCUCAGCUCCAGUUGUCCAAGUCUCAUAAUCUCCAUCGGAGAUUCGACGCUCUCUGCGAAAGCGGAAAGAAAGUGAAUUUUUGGAGGAGAUCGCGACCGCGACGCGACGCUACGAUUACUUAAUCCGCGUUCAGGCAUCGAACCCUGGAGCCCGCGAUCUUAAACAGUUUUCGGAGGCGCAAACUAAUGGCCCCAAACUGAACUGACUUCGCCCCGCCCCCGUCGCUCUAUCGAUGAUAGUUGGGCGGAGAAACGCCGAGUAUUUGAAUUUAUUAAAGACAAAAGACCGUUGAUCUGAUAUCUAAAUAUUGAUAAUUUAGAAAGCGAAGAGCUGCAUACCAAAUACUCGUCUUAGGAGUCGCCAGAUCUGAAGAGACACAUUCGGCCACAGUCAGUCAGUCGGUUUUCAGUUACAGCUCGAGAUCGGAGGUUACUGCUUUCUCCGAGGCGCGUAAAAAGUACACUUGGUGUCUAGUAGGUCCGCGUGAAAAGCAACAGAAACAAAGUGAUAAUGUUACGCCCCACGCUACUCGUAGUGCUCAUGUCGCUGGCCAGUGUCGAUUCCGGCUAUAAUAAACCCCAACACUCCACCAAAGUACACGCACCCACACCCUCACAUGCCGCGAAAGUAUCCAACCUGCCGCACGGAUUCCAUACCAGCACUAACAUCACAAGUGUUCCCAUUCCCGCCGAGAUUCAUGCAGAGCCCCAGCCCAUCACCAGUGGCCGUGAUAAGAGAGGCGCCAAUACCAACGCCAAUCCCAGUCCAAACUUCCAGCUGGACCAGAGCGAGUUGGCCCGCCAGAAUCAGAUAACGCAACAGAUAUUUGCCAACUAUCUGGAGCGCCGGCUGUUUCCCAAUCGAAGUGCCAACCAGAAGAUACCCACGAUAGCCGACAUUCUGCCCAAGCCGAAGCCAUCGCCUAGGCCGCGGCCAAGAGGCUUUGCCGCCAGCGAUUCUUCAGGCAACUUUAAGAGGAGCGGAGGAGGAGCUCAGCGGAAUCGCUUGGCAGCGGCGGCCACGAAAAGGCAAACGGGCUCUAGUAGGAGGCGACCUGAAGAGGACGAGGAUGAGGAUCAGCAGACACAGGCCAACCAGGAGGACUUUGACUACGAUGUGCAGGAGUCGCUGCAGAGCGUGGAGUCAGAGCAGCAUGAUCAGUACUAUGGCAACAUAUUCCAUCGGGAUCCCAGCGAGAAUGAAGUGGAUGCGGACUGCCCGAACUGCGUGGACGAGUCACAGUACACGCCAAACAAGUGGACAAUGCCGCUGCUGAAGCUCGGCGAGAAGCGCUACUACCUCGGCAUCUUCUUCAAGGCGAACUGGUUCAAAGCCACCCAAUACUGCCGCUACCAUGGCAUGCAUCUGGCCAGCAUUUCAUCACAGGAAGAGAACGAUAGACUGGAGAAGCACAUACGUGACUUUGGCCUGGGCCACGAACAUUUCUGGAUUUCCGGCACCGACCUGGCCGAUGAGGGUAACUUCUUCUGGAUGGCCACCGGUCGGCCCAUCACAUUCACCAACUGGAACGCCGGCGAGCCGAACAACUUCCGGUACGAGAAUGGCGAGGAGGAGAACUGUUUGGAGCUGUGGAAUCGCGAUGGCAAGGGCCUCAAGUGGAACGAUUCACCCUGCAGCUUUGAGACCUACUUUGUCUGCGAAGUGCAGCCCAAUUAGGAACGCAGAAUCCGCAGGAUCCACAGGAUCUUAACCUGAUUAGUAAGCUAGCAGCCGCUAAAGGGAAAAAGUGGAUGUGAAUGUGCAUAAUGUUAAGCUGAUAGACAGACACAGCCUGAUGAUCGGACGAAAUUCGCGUAAUCUUAGCUUAGUUGCGUAAGUGUAAAAAAUUCUUGUUGAUAAUUAGCUAGUAGAACUAAUUAAAUUAUG